Messenger RNA from Condylostylus longicornis, 2898 nucleotides. RefSeq lists its product as uncharacterized. The transcript is spliced from 6 exons. Lineage: Eukaryota; Metazoa; Arthropoda; Insecta; Diptera; Dolichopodidae. The record is from RefSeq and is a predicted model, not a curated record. Bases 88 to 2808 code for a protein of 906 amino acids.
UUUAAACUUUAAAAUAGUGCUGUCAAAAUCUGUCUAUAGUUUAUUCGUACGUUUUGUUUAAGAAAUAAAUGUUUUUUUUUAAAUAUUAUGUCUACAAAGUGCUAUGACGAUAUUCUUCCAGACGAUGGUAGAAUUUUUGACCGUGUUAAGCUAUGGAGUGAGUUUUGUGAGAAAUAUAAAACAGAUCCUCUAGAAUGUGAGAUAAAUUUUAAAGAUCUGGUUGACGCUAUUUCUGAAGAGGAUUCAGUUGAAUCUUCUAGUAAUUCUGAAGAAUUUGAAGAUAAUUCUAUACCUGACGAAAAGCAAGAUCCUGAAUUUGAUAUUCAAAAAGUGUUAAAUAGUACUUUACAAAUAAUGCACACGCGAGAGGAUAAUUGGCGGAGAAAUGGCAUCAGCCAGGCCAUGAAUUCUUUUGACAUAAGCACUUCUGAGAAAGUUCAAAAUUGGUUAAAAGAAAAUAACAAGUACAAAAAUUGCAAUGAUUUUCCAAAAUCUAAAGAACCUGUUGAUAAAAAAAUUCUGAUGGAAGAGGAAUUAAACCGGAAUCAAUGUUCCGACGACGAAUCUUUGCAAUCAGUCAACACAGCCAAGUAUAUAUUAUCUAAUAGAAAGAAAAUUCGUUCAAUCCAUUGCAGUUCAACCACAAUAAAACAAUUUUGUUUUAAUAGACAACAGAGUGUUUCAAAUGAAUUCUAUAAUAAAAGAGCAAAGGACACUUUUCAACGCUUUAAAUCUUUAAAACUAAAUAGCAAUAUUAAAGAAAAUAAUUUGAAUGUAAUAAACGAAGAAACACCUCUUAAGUAUAGACAAAAAGUUAAACUUAAAAAAAGAACCCUGCACUACAGUUAUUUUGAAAGUUCAAACGAUAGUACCGAUCAGUCUAUCUCAAGUAUUAUACACGGCAAAAAGUCGUGUUAUAAAAGACCUUCGUACAAAAGUUAUAAAAAAUUUAAUAAAGACUUUGAAGUAGGACAAAAACACCUUAGUACCAAUAAAAAUAAAAGUUCAAAUAAUAAAAUAAGAAACCAGACCACUUCAUUUCAAUCAGAAAUUGAUUUUGAUAUUAAUAGUAUUAUUAAUUCUACCGAAAUAAUAAAGAAUAAAAACAACAAGUUUUAUCAAGAAACAGAGGAGCUCCGAUCGAGAAAUUUUUACACAAAUGAUAACAGUAACAUUCCAUGUAGCACUUGUAGAAAUAAAACAGAAAAUAAAACUCAGUAUGCUGAAAGAGUAAAUCCAGGAAAUAUAUACAACAAGAGGAAUAAGAGCGAUAAAAUUUCCAAAAAUUUAAAACGGAGAAGUAACAAUCAACAUAGAAGCUUUAAGGACUCAAACGAAAGUUUUGGUGACAAUAGAAGCUGUACGCUUAAUAGUAGCAAUAUUUCAAGUUUUGAUUCAGAUAAAUCCCAAAGUAGAAUAGAAUCUUUCAUUUCUAAAAGACGUAAAACAUAUUUUCAAAAGCAAAGAUCAGAACAAGUUACUAUCUUUGACAGAAGUGUGGCAACUGAGGUAAAAGAUUACGCACAAAUAGUAAGAACCAAAAAAGAAACUGCUUCGAGAAAAAAGGACAAAAAUAAAAAGCAGGGCGAAGAAAUUAUACAUAAUGGUAAUAAUCAAGCAGGAAAUCGUGAAGUAAAUGAUGAAGUUUUUGGUAAAAAUACGAAAACUUUAAAAGAAUAUCGAACAAAAAAAUCACGUCGACUGAUACUAAUAUCGAGUACCGAAAGUAGCGAAAACAGUUUUUCUCAUUCUAGGAAAAACUCAAUUAUAAAUUUACGAAAAUGUGCUGGCUCAAUGGAAAACAAUAGAAGUGGACCUUUAAAAACUCUGAAAAAUGAAAACACACUAUACAGCAGUGAGUCAUCAUCUACAAAUAUGACUUCAGUCUUUUCGAAUCCAAAAAACAAUGAAAAUGUGAGAAAAGUUAAAAAACUAAAAUGGAAAAUUCAUGAUCCAAAAGAAAUAUCAGAGACAUCAAAUUUUGAAAAUCUUUCAAAAUUUUCCGAGCCGAGAGUACUUCCAUCACUACAAACUUUACAAAAACAUAAAAGUAAUAUAUUAGAAAAAGAAAAGCUACUAAAUCUUGAAAAUUCGAACCAAGCAGCAGUUCACAAGGUACAAGAAACCAAUAAAUUGAUUAAUUGCUCUAAAGAAACAAAAGGGUCAAAAGAGCUAAAACAAGAUAAAGCAGAUAUUGAAAGCUAUUCAGAAAAUUCUAGAGUUAUAGAAGAAGCUAAGCAAAAACCCAAAAAUGCUAGCUUCCAUGGGAAAGCUUUAAAAAAUGAAUUGGAUGUGAUUGUAUGUAACAAAAAUGAAGGGAGUAAAACUGCAUUUUCAAAAAUAACUCUACUAGCUGAGAAAAAUGUAAAUAAUUCAAUUCAAACUCCAAAGAACUUGAGAAAAAAUUCAAUAAAUCGGUUAAAUAAAUGUAGCGAUUCAAUAAAUAGUUACUCAAACAGGACCCCUACAUUAGGGAAACUAUCUUCAGACACGGUUACAGAACAGCAUAUUGUGCUGUAUGACCCAAAAGAUGACACAAUAAAGCAGUUUGAUACUGGAAAGAUUGUUAUAGAUGAGUCUUUAUUAAAACAGAAACUAGGUGUAGAAUUAAUGAAAAAAUUUUUAAAAGAUAAAAAGACUUACAAACGAAUAUGUGACUCGGAUUCCAGAGUCAUAUUUGUUUUGCCAAAUGAAAAGAAAGGAAGUAGUAGUUCUGAUUCCGAAGAAGACGAUUUGGACAAAAUUUUCCAAGAAAAUGGUGAUCAACAUGGCAAAAUAGUAGAACUCUUUAAAUAUAAAAAGGCUUAAUUUUCAAAUUUAAAAAUAACUUUUUUAUUAUCUAAGUUUUAUAAUCAAAUAACAAAAUAUAAAUAAAAUUAUUUUUGUGAAAAUAUUUUG